AUGCUUCGGUUCCUUGUUUUAGUCGUUGCCUCGCUAUGCAUAUGCUUGUAUGCCUUGCCUGUCGAGUCUCUCAAACGACAGACACCCUCAGCAGUUCCCCAAUAUGUGCUUGACUACGCACCAUUGGUCUGGCUAGAUCUUGAAGAACAAUUCUUCCCCUCAGACAUCGCGAACCAGCUCCUCAACACUCAUCCCCAGAGCAGUUCCAGCUCCGAUGAUGUCGGCGCAGCACCUAAUCCACUGAACCUAGAGAACUUGGACCAGCUAAACCGCCUAGGAGAUGACAACGUCUACCUCACCGCCAACGACGAUUGGACCCAAACACCAGAAUGGACACGCGGAGUUAGACCUGACGGCUCUGGCAAAACUUCAGGAGCUGUCACUUGUGCCAUGCUAACUCACAACAAAGACAACACCACUCUAGACGCUUUCUAUUUCUAUUUCUUCGCCUACAACCAAGGCAACACUGUUCUCGAUCAGGAACUAGGCGACCAUCUCGGUGACUGGGAACACGUCAUGGUCCGCUUCGACAUUUCAACCGGCACACCGCAAGCAGUAUGGCUAGCCCAGCACUCGGCCGGCAACGCCUUUGAGUAUGCCGCGCUUGAAAAGCAAGGCGAUCGUGCAGUGGUCUAUUCAGCAAGAGGCUCGCACGCGACCUAUGCCACGUCCGGCAGCCACGAUCACACUAUCCCAGGCCUACCUCUUGAAUUUGGUUUUCUACAAGACUACACCGGCCAAGGCACGCUCUGGGACCCCGUUCAAAGUGCAUAUUUCUACUCCGUGUCUUUUCCUGAAGUAACAGCGCCUGGAGAUGCAUCGAAUCCAAGCUUCACAGCUUACGAUGACUCCCCCACAAAUUGGCUGUAUUUCCUCGGCCACUGGGGUAACGCACAAUUAAGUGACGAUGACACCAGGCAGCAGGACUUUUUCGGCCAGAAGAAGUACACAGGUGGUCCGACGGGGCCUCGCGACAAGCAGAUUAAUCGAGACAGCGUCUGUGGGGAGUUCCUGCCUGUCUGUGUUGUCAACAUACUCCUGCCGCCAGGUUCGAAAUGA
Messenger RNA from Lithohypha guttulata, 1059 nucleotides. RefSeq names its product Vacuolar protein sorting-associated protein 62. The record is from RefSeq and is a predicted model, not a curated record. Lineage: Eukaryota; Fungi; Ascomycota; Eurotiomycetes; Chaetothyriales; Trichomeriaceae. The transcript has 2 exons. The coding region runs from base 1 to 1059 and encodes 352 amino acids.